Molecule: messenger RNA, 7752 nt
Organism: Oncorhynchus tshawytscha (Chinook salmon)
Lineage: Eukaryota; Metazoa; Chordata; Actinopteri; Salmoniformes; Salmonidae
Product: volume-regulated anion channel subunit LRRC8A
Exons: 3
Coding region: 182-2569 (795 amino acids)
Molecular function (GO): protein binding
Source: RefSeq, a predicted model, not a curated record
UGGUACCAUGUUAUUAUGAUCCAACUUCCUGGGUGGAGACAGCUGCCUCUCCCGAGUAUUUUCUGUUGCUGCGAAUGGUGUGUGAACGUAAAUAUGUCCAUUCUGUGAAACAUUAAGAAAUGUAUCACUUAUGUGCGGAAGAGGCGAAAGACCGUUAUUGUAACAAAUUAGGUAAACCAUCAUGAUCCCCAUCACAGAGCUCCGGUACUUUGUUGACACCCAGCCGGCGUACCGCAUCCUGAAGCCAUGGUGGGACGUCUUCACAGACUACAUCUCCAUUGUCAUGCUCAUGAUCGCCGUGUUCGGGGGCACGCUGCAGGUCACCCAGGACAAGAUGAUUUGCCUGCCCUGCAAGUGGGUGGUCAACAAGUCCUGUGAGUACCUCAAUGUGAGCUUCCCAGACCCAUUUGCCUCUGAGCCCAAAGGCAUCAAGUAUGAACUCGAUCGGCACCAGUACAACUACAUUGACGCGGUCUGCUACGAGAACAAGCUGCACUGGUUCGCCAAGUACUUCCCCUAUCUGGUGCUACUGCACACCCUCAUCUUCCUGGCCUGCAGUAAUUUCUGGUUCAAGUUCCCCCGGACUAGCUCCAAAUUAGAGCACUUUGUGUCCAUCCUGCUCAAGUGUUUUGACUCGCCCUGGACCACCAGGGCUCUGUCCGAGACGGUAGUGGAGGAAAGCGACCCCAAGCCCCUGGGGAAGAUGAACGGUUUGGUGGACAAGAAGGCAUCUUGUGUCAGCGAGGACGUGGAGGCCAGCAUUCCUAUGCUCCAAAGGACUAGGUCCCGCAUCGAACAGGGCAUAGUGGACCGCUCCGACACCGGCGUCCUGGACAAGAAGGAAGGCGAGCAGGCCAAAGCUCUGUUUGAGAAGGUGAAGAAGUUCCGGAUGCACGUUGAAGAAGGGGACAUCGUUUACCGGCUCUACAUCCGCCAGACCAUCAUCAAAGUCGUCAAGUUCAUCCUGAUCAUCUGCUACACGGCCUACUAUGUGCACUACAUCAAGUUCAGUGUGAUCUGCAAGGUGGACAUUGAGAAGCUGACAGGCUAUAGGAUGUACCACUGUGCUCACCCCCUGGCCACCCUCUUCAAGAUCCUGGCCUGUUUCUAUAUCAGCCUGGUGGGGAUUUACGGUCUCAUCUGCAUGUACACCCUCUGCUGGAUGCUCAGCCGUUCCCUCAAGCGCUACUCUUUUGAGUCGAUCCGUGAGGAGAGCCAUUAUAGCGACAUACCCGAUGUGAAGAAUGACUUUGCCUUCAUGCUGCACAUGAUUGACCAGUAUGACCCACUCUACUCCAAACGGUUUGCCGUUUUCCUAUCGGAGGUGAGUGAGAACAAACUGCGUCAGCUGAACCUCAACAACGAGUGGACGCUGGACAAGCUGAGGCAACGCAUCACCAAGAACUCCCAGGAGAAACUGGAGCUGCACCUGUUCAUGCUUAGCGGAAUCCCUGACACAGUGUUUGACCUCCUAGAACUGGAGGUGCUCAAGCUGGAGCUCAUCCCUGAUGUCACUAUCCCCCCCAUCAUUGCCCAGCUGGUCAGCCUGAGAGAGAUGUGGCUCUACCACACACCAGCCAAAAUCGAGGCCCCAGCUUUGGCCUUCCUGAGGGAGAACCUGAAGUCCCUCCACAUCAAGUUCACAGACAUCAAGGAGAUCCCUCUGUGGAUCUACAGCCUGAAGAACCUGAGUGAGCUGCACCUCACAGGGAACCUGAGCGCAGAGAACAACCGCUUCAUCGUAAUCGACGGGCUACGGGAGCUCAAGAGGCUCAAAGUGCUCCGUCUGAAGAGCAACCUGACCAAGCUGCCUCAGGUGGUGACGGACGUCGGGGUCCACCUCCAAAAGCUGUCCAUUAACAACGAGGGCACCAAGCUAAUGGUGCUCAACAGCCUUAAGAAGAUGAUGAACCUUACAGAGCUGGAGCUGUUGCGCUGUGACCUGGAACGAAUCCCGCACUCUAUCUUCAGCCUGCACAACCUGCAGGAGAUCGACCUGAAGGACAACAAUCUCAAGACCAUCGAGGAGAUCAUCAGCUUCCAGCACCUGCACCGGCUAGUAAGCCUGAAACUGUGGUACAACCAGAUCGCCUACAUCCCCAUCCAGAUCGGCACCUUGACAAACAUGGAGAGGCUCUACCUAAACCGCAACAAGAUUGAGAAGAUCCCGGGCCAGCUCUUCUACUGCCGCAAACUGCGCUUCCUGGACCUGAGUCACAACAACCUGACCAGUAUACAUGCCGAUGUGGGCUUCCUCCAGAACCUGCAGUACUUUGCUGUGACGGCCAACAGGAUCGAGUCGCUCCCGCCGGAGCUGUUCCAGUGCAAGAAGCUGCGCACCCUGAACCUGGGCAACAACUGCCUCCAUACUCUACCAUCUCGCUUUGGCGAGCUGACGGGCCUGACCCAGCUGGAGUUGCGGGGUAACCGUCUGGAGUGCCUGCCCGUGGAGCUGGGGGAGUGCAGGCAGUUGAAGAGGAGCGGCCUGGUGGUGGAGGAGGACCUGUUCAAGACACUGCCCACAGAGGUCAAAGAACAGCUGUGGAGGGCCGACAAGGAGCUAGUCUGAGAGAGUCCAGAGAGAGGGAGCCUAAGGAGAGGAGGAAAGCGGGAGAGAGGAUUGGGCAGUGGAGGCUGAUGUCACUUUCAAUUGGAGGCCAUUCUCAAAUUUCUCCCUUCUUCCAGCCUCCACUAGUAUGGGGUAGGAGAAAGGGGGGAGAUGUGUCUGUAUUGCUGGACAUGCAUCCAGAGAAGGAUGGUUGGUUGGUUGUUGUCUUGGCUCUCCUGGCUGAAUUAGUCUUUUUUAGGGUAACUGGUAGGACUGCCACAAUUACAGUAUAACCGUGUAACCGAUGAAAACAGUCAUAACCAUUUAAAAAAAAUUAAAUAAACAUUUGGCUGAAUAACCACAAUGCAGCAGCAUCAGCACAGAAAUAGAACAGUCUAGGUAAAUCUAAUCUUGGUAAUUUGACUGGUAAACUUGUAGAUACACUUGCAAUGGCUGCCUGAUAUUGUGAUGUAAUAAUUUCCAUGGUAAUGUAGAAUGUUCACUCAAAUUAUUUUAACUAAUGUAGCUCAUGCAAUGUAUUUUUUUGUAAUGUGAGUUGAUUGAAUCAAAUCGCAGGACAAAUUACUUCCUGCUUUCAAACUAUGGGUACACUGUCAAUAGCCGCCACUCCACCCAUUAUGCCAUAAUUUACUUGAAUUGGGAUGCCUGUUCUAUUCAUUAUAUUUCUAUGGCAGCACAUGCAGUCUGGAGGAGAGGAGAAAAUGUAAAUCUACCAAAAAAAUUAUAAAUUUUUCGCUAUUCAAACAUUUUAUUACGGUGACCGCGGUAAUUUGGUUGGCCAAUUACCGUUAUCCUAAAUUCCAUGACCAUCACAUCCCUAGUCACAGGGUCACAAGAUUAACAGACUAACCAGAUGGAGACCUCUCCUCUCCAACUGUGGUUCUUUUCCCCCUUGUUCUUUUAUGAAAUGAUGUGCAAAGUCGAUCGUUGUCGAAUGCUGAUUAGGAGAGGAUGAGAGACAGAAAUGAAAUGCUUGUGAGAUUGAGGAUUUGUUUGUUUGUACGGAGUCAUCUCAGUAUGGGUCAAGGUUGUUAAACUCAUUUUGCUCUGGGGGCUGCAUUUGGUCUUUGAGGUCAAUCCUCCCGGACUGUCUAGCUUCCAUUGUCAUUUCUAUACCGUUUCCAUUUGGUUUUAGUCAUUUUAAACUAUAUUGAGUAUGUUUCCCCACCAAAAGGAAAACAAUAUUUAUAUAUAUUUUUUAAAUCUCAAACAACUGACAGGUAUGUUUUGACAUUUCUGGUAUAGACAGUGGCCACAGAAAGACUACAUAAAAGAGUUGGUGUGGAAAGUUCAUGUAGCCUACAAAGCAAUAUAUGUGUGUGUGUGUGCUCUGUUUUCCAUCUUCACUUGGAAGUAUACAGUCCACUAGUCUGUUUAUCCAAAAGCCAGUGAGAGGACGCAGGAUCUGACUGGUUAAUGAAACACUAUGGCUGAUGUAACCAAAGCAGGGCCCUGUUUUAUUAGGCACCAAAUAGUGGGAAAUGGACUGAAACUACCUGGACUUGUCCAAAAAUAACACACAUUUUUGUUUUCUGCAAAACAUUUAAAAAUGUUUGUUACCGUGUGCCCUAAUGAAAACAACCCAGAUAUUUGCACUCCAAAACAGUGACCGUGGAUACAUCAUUGGCUUAUACAGAACACAUUUGUGAGGUAUAUUCUGCAUGAAUAUCGAAGAGAUACUUUUUUAUUGAAUGGACUUGGAGUAGACAACAUUAGAGGUCAAUUGCCACCAAAGGUGAUUCCUUUAAGACCAGCCAGGCAACUCUUGUUACUUAUAUGGCCUUCCCUUUCUGGUGCUGUAAUGUAUGUCCCACGCUGUGUCAUUACAACCAUGUUCAUGAUUUUGCUAAAUAUGCAGACAAAUGUAUAGCUUAUAAUGUUGUACAUUUAUGUUUCAAGAAUUUACAUGGUAUUAUUAUUCUUACCAGCUGUUCCAAGUUAUUUUCAAAGGAGAGGGAAGCCUCACUUUGGAGGAAAGUGAGCUGAAUUAAUCUUUAAAAUGUAAUAACUACAUCCAAAACUGCCCUUUUUUGCAAGGUUACCAAUGGGUGUUUUGAGUCCAGCUCUGUUCUGAAAAGGCCUGUCUUGGAUUUGUUAGUAAAGGCUCUAAAAGGCUGGAGCAACGCUCACAGAGUAAGAGUGCAUCAGAGAAGAACAAGCAAUCCCAGAGCAGAGGCUCGCUGGUCGAGACUUGGGUGGUUGAAUACAGACCUACUUUAAUGUUGAAGUAUUAUUCUCUGACAUGUUCCAAACUUUUUGAAACAUUUGAAAACAGUAAACAGGUACACCCUAGGUCAUUCCUUAAACGGGGUGUUAUGAUUGAUGUGGUUGAGCUAUCUUAACAAACUGUUUUGAGAGUACCAUAGGACUAUCUCAGGGCUUCACUGGAGAGCUCAUUGAUGCACAGCUUUAAUGUGGCACAGAUUUGAAGGGGUAAAUAUGGAAACAGUUAGCGCUGACUGAAUUGGAGAACAAAAUUGAGAUUCUGAUAAUAGAACAGGAGAAUAUAUUUCAGAAUAUAUUGUUGUGUAUAUAAUUGCUGUCACUCUUUAAAAGCCAUAUAGCGUCAUAAAGAAUCAUGUAAGCCUCUUUCAGUUCAGCUGAGGUAGUGGUUACAUGCUAUUCUUCUGUAUCACGUCUAACUCUAUAAAUGUAUUGUUUUUACACUGAACUAUUUGUAUCUAACCAGAUCUAAUGCUCCAGCUUUUUAUCCUUUUCCAUAGUCCUCCCCAACAAAUUAAAAAUCUGUUUUUAUCCUGACCUGUACUUGUACUGACCUUCAACACAGUGGGAACACUGUCACUUCCCUUAAUCACAAGAUUAGGCAUUCCCCCCUAAAAAGCACAUUGAAAUCUCUAACUUCUAUUUCACAACCCCCCCCUCCAGUAUGGCACCAUGGAGGAAACGGGUGGAGGGUGAGGUCAGCAAAGUGUUUACAGAGCAGUGGAACUAGGAAGUGUGGUAACAUUUUAUUUGGAUAGUCAAUCUGUAUAUGUUCUACAGACUAAGUUACAUUUCAGCUAACUAUCUGCUAGCCCUAACCAAUUACAUUAUAUUUUAGUCAUUUAGCAGAGGCUCUUAUCCAGAUUUACAUACAGGAGCAAAUAGGGUUAAGUGCCUUACUCAAGGGCACAUCAACAGAUUUUUCACCUAGUCUGCUUGGGGAUUCAAACCAGCGACUGGUCCAACGCUCUUAACUGCUAGGCUACCUGCCGCCCUAACCUUAACCCGUAACUUAGACCUAACCCUAACUGUAACCUUCAAGCAGUUGCUUAUCAACAAAGUGUGACCGGAAGUGUGUUUGACCCACAGAAAAGGCUUCCCCCGAUCAAGUCACUGUAGGAAAGGUUUCUGUUCGGCUCAAAGUACAUGUUGCAUGGUCUAGGGUCAGAUUGCAGUACCCUCAUUAUGAGCUUAGUCAUUAGGAAAUUAAAUAAUAUCUGAUCCUGUGGUUGGAGACAACUUCUACUGUACAUACCCCCCCCAUCUGUAUAGGACUGUGCCAGUAUGUUCGGUACUGUAGGUAGUCAUGCCAUGGUCACAACAGUUGACCGCAAGGGUAGCAGGUAGCCAAGCGGUUGAGCAUUGGGCCAGUAACUGGAAGGUCACUGGUUUGAAGACCUGAGCCGACAAGGUGAAAAAUCUGUCUGUACCCUUGAGCAAGGCACUUAACCCUAGAGUGCUCCAGAGGCACCAUAUUACUAUGGCUGACCCUGUAAAACAACACCUUUCACUGCACACAUCCUAUCUUUAUUUUAUCAUCCCAUCACUUAUCUCCCAUCAGCAAUGUGACUGUUGUGAAUGUUAUUUUACAUGUAUGCAUCCCAACAUUCCUUUUUAUUUCAUGUGUUUUUUGCAGAGUUACUGAAUGUUUUCAUAAGCAACAUUCAAGUUCUCAGACUGGUCAGAAAUGGUGUUCAGUGCUCGAGCUAUGCAACGCUUGCCUUAUUUCAACAGUCCUCUUGUGCAUCCAGUGUGGGUGGAGCGCCCUCCUGCGGAGGUCUGAGUAACAGAGGAAAGUGUUCACUGUCAUUUUCUCCAUUUGUUUUCUAAUGUAAAAUAAAAAAUGCUGUAAGGUUAUGUGUAUUACCAUCAAAAUAUUAGAAUUUUCUGACUCUUAAUGGCCAGUCAUUUAACCACAUUGUGUAUCAUUUGGGUAGCAUACCAAAACUGUCGAAGCAGCAUUGAUUCUUCUCAUGAUUAUGUAUUUUACCUGUUUUGGGGAAUCGUUUCUAGGUUAACUCUUAUUGCAUAUGCAUAAAUAGGCAAACUACCUACUUUUUUAAUAGGGGGUUCAUGAUACUACACUAUAUUGUUUGAUAGAGUUAAGUUGUUCUAAAAAACACAGCCUAUGGAAACAGUUCAGGGAGUCCGAGAAAGGCUUCUUAUUACAUAUUGUACUUGGCUUAGUUGAUGAUAACAUAGGUGAUAACUUGGCUAACUAAUGCCAUCUUUAUUCAUUGUGUUAUUUUUCCCUCUGCGAUGUUAUGAAGGGUCGUAAAGUAAGCAUUUCACUGUUAGUCUACACCUGUUUUACGAAGCAUGUGACAAAUACAAUUUAGUUUUGUGAUAUCUCCGUAGCAUUAACAAUUGGCACGGCCAUGGCAUGCUCUCUCAAUAUUGGGUAGGGCUAUGGAAAUGCACAUUGUCUGUCAAACAAUGCUUUUUAUUUCUUGUAAGCCAUACUUUGGGUGGUCAACAGGACAAUGAUACAUAUUUCUGUCAGCCAACUGAAUGAGAUCAGUUGGUACAAGCCUGUAUCUAUCUUUCUUUGAUGUUUUGCUGGCUGGCAUUGUAAGGGCCAUGAUGUGUGCUGGCCUUUGUUCCUUUCCAUCUGCUUGGACAGUCUGGUCAACAUCUCAACCCACACAUUUCAUGCCAGGUUCACAUACUGUACGCCACCCACAUUGGGCGGCACUAUAAUGUUGCUCUUGUUUCAUUUAAGUGUAAAAACAUGGACCUGUCAAACGUUAAUGGGCAAAUGACAAUCUGUAUCUCUUCUACAUCAGUGUUGCCCAUGUAAUGAUAGGUUUUCACUUCGUUGCCAAAAUGAGUGAACACUGGCUUUCUUAGUGGAGAAAUGAUGAAUGCCCCAGACUCUUGUAACAAUGGAAUAAUUGAGCCUUGACAACACCACAAGUUGCUUUACUGUGCCUUUUUUUUUUUUUUUUUUUUUUUUUUUA